CAUUUUUGCCUCUCCCCAUCUCACCCACUACCUCUCCAGAUCAACGAAUCCACCAUCAUCUCUCUUUAAUGGCGUAUGCAGGAGGAAGAUGCAGAAGCCCGUAUAUCCACUCUCCUCCUCUUGCUUCUCGUCUUUGCCUCUUUUGAAGCUUUCGAGAGAUCGAGAUCUCAAAAUCGUGCAAUCUGUGUUGGUGGUGAUUAGAGGUGAUCAUCAAGCUGGCAUAACAGAUCCCAAUGGUCAUCUUCGCCCGACAUCUAAUCCAGAUUCGGCGAUGAUGUCUGCGUACCAGAUUCAGGGCUGGAACGACAGUGGCUCCUGCAAAUUUUGUUGGUGUUGCGAUUACGUUGACGUCUUAGCUUAAUGUCUUCAAUGAAUUGGUACUAGAGGAGAUUUAUGCUUGCUCUCGGCCUUGUAGUAUAUCUUUCCAAUUUCGACUACUUCUUCAUUGGAUAUUGGUCAUAUUGAAGUAGUCGUUCCAACAAAUAGAAGAAACCAUCGCCAAUUUCGACUACUUCUUCAUUGGAUAUUGAUCAUAUUGAAGUAGUCAUUCCAACAAAUAGAAGAAACCAUCGCCAGAGUUGAGGAUAGCGACGUUUGGUUCCUGUUGAUCUCUCAAGGAGAAGGAACGAUCUUCAUCGCCGCUAGUACCGUGAUUGUGGUGUCAUGGUGCGAUCAAUUGAGGGUUCUCUCCCACGAAUCAAUUGGAGGGUUUUGGAUGCAUUGCAGUUUGAAUUUGACGUUGGAAACUUUGUAUGCCAGAGUUUCGAUGAUGUGGUGGCUGUUACACUAGGAUCAAAUCCAUAAUUACAAGGCGGUCGUGGAUGACUGAUGAGUUUGGUGGAGGGUGAGAUGGGGUCGGCGGGGAUGAUUUGAUGAGACGACAUGAAGUUGUUGAGAUGGUGAGGAGUUUCAUGGAUUCGAAGAACAAUGAAGUGAAGGAAAUGAGAGAGAGGGCGCUAGAGCUCAUUGGAGUUUGUGGCAGUUGUGAAGAUCUGGACCGAGGUGAAGACAGGUUCCGUCUCGGUGAGUAAGAAGAGGAAGUGUCGUAUCAGGUCAAAUAGAGGAAGGAGAGGAAGGGUCGGGUCACGGGUCGGGUCAAGGUGGUUGUUUUAUGUGACAAGUUUUAAUGAUGUAGCGGGUCAGGUAUAAUUUUUUUGGGUUAAAAUAUGUCGACUAGAAGUUUUUGUUAGUCACGAUUGCAAAAAAAUAAACGGUGUUAACAAAC
This is a messenger RNA of Linum trigynum, 1225 nucleotides long. The record is from the annotation of a GenBank genome assembly. Lineage: Eukaryota; Viridiplantae; Streptophyta; Magnoliopsida; Malpighiales; Linaceae.